UUCAUGAUUUAAGAGGAGUUUUUUCCGCUCCAUGAAUUAAAUCGCCAUUUAAAAACUGCAGGUUGUAUUUACUUGAAUUAUUUUUGUUUAAUAUUGACAUUUAUUUGAUGGUCUGAAACGCGUAACUGUGAAAAAUACGAAAAAAUCACUGGACAACAAAUUGAGACACAAUAACUGAGGAGGAAAAAGGUGCUUGAUUUACAAACGGUUUUACAACAAGUUCUUGCUCUUUCAACAAAAAAUGUAACAUUUUACAGCCUCUGGAAGCGUGAUGAUGAAAUGUAACGUUUUAACAAUUAGUAAAGUCUUCGAAAUUAACCUCGGCUUUAAGGGUGUCAUGUCAUGAUCACAGGUUAAACUCUGAAGGUUUCGUGCAGAGUGAUAGCCACGGAGGUUUUGCAGAUUGGUGAAUGACUCAGAGUGGUGACAGCGAUGCCACUGAUAGGCACGUGUACAUUUCACACGAAGACGUGCACUUUUCCGGUGUGCGUAUACAAAAAUGGCAUGCAACUUGUUUAUGUCUCUGAUAUGUCUCUGGUCAUCUGUAUUCAUCCCAUUUGCUUUCCGUGAAUCAUCCUCAGUAUGAACAAAGAGUCGCGGGCUUGUUUUUUCCACCACUUCUUACGCAGUGAGCUUUAAUAUUUCAUAUAGUAAAAAGAAGAAAAAAAAAAUGACUAAUGCACCUGUCACGAAUCCAUGUUUGAUAUUCUCCUCCUCGGAGCUCGGCGUGUCCACUCCCACAGAGGGCGAGCUUUCGCUUACAAAGAAUUUCAAAGAAAGAAGGGAAGCUGUUAAUCUGACGUCCCUGAGGAUGUUUUUAAAUUAUUCUUUUGUGUUUUGUUUUCUGUUUUUUUGGUUUUUUACAAGGAACAAGUACCCCAAGGCAUAGACAUUUUUGUUUAUACCAAGUAAGUGCUGAUGAAAUGAAGUGAUAAUCAAAUCACUGGAAUAAGCGGGAUCUGUUUAGGAUUCCCUGUUUAUUUUUCCGACUUUUGACACAUGCCCUACACCGAGGAAAGCUGCACAGCUAAUCUGCUCUAUGGGAACCUGCCUGUGACUCAUUCAGUACCCGUCCUGUCCCUCUGCCAGCCGGACUGCGGGGGCCGCUCCAUUCCCGGAAUCUUCAAAGUUACGCGUCGGGCGCGUGGACAGAUGUCCCGGACUACAUUUGACAAGGAGAGGCACUACCUCCGAAUCCGUGGGACAUAAAACAUGCGAAAAAUAAGAAGGGGUGUCUCAGUCGACCCCCACAAACUCAAACAGGGAAGUCCUUCUACGUGUUCGGGUUUAAUUUUCUCCGCUGAGCGCACACUCAUCCAGUAUCCGCGAUCAUGACUGUGGAUGCUUACAAAGCUCUCUACAUUGGCAUGGAGGUGGUGAUCGCCUUGUCCUCGGUCAUCGGGAACGUAAUGGUGGUCUGGGCUGUGCGCAUUAACCGGUCUCUGAGAGACACCACGUUUUGUUUCAUCGUCUCCCUGGCCUUGGCUGACAUUGCGGUCGGAGCUCUUGUCAUCCCCCUCGCCAUAACCAUCAGCAUUGAUCUCAAGACACACUUCUACAGCUGUUUGCUGGUCGCCUGCACAGUGCUCGUGCUCACACAAAGUUCAAUCCUGGCGCUGCUGGCCAUCGCCAUCGACCGCUAUCUGAGAGUCAAAAUACCCAUGAGCUACAAGAGGGUGGUGACCCCACGGCGAGCAGGCACAGCAGUUUUAUUGUGUUGGCUGGUGUCCAUCAUAGUGGGCCUCACUCCGAUGCUUGGAUGGAAUAACCUGCAGCAACUUCGUAAAAAUGGCAGCUUGAAAAAUGACACCUUGGUGGUCUGUAAGUUUGAGACCGUCAUCAGUAUGGACUACAUGGUCUACUUCAAUUUCUUUGGCUGGGUGCUGCCCCCUUUGCUACUAAUGCUCGCCAUCUAUGUUGAGAUUUUCUACAUGAUCCACAAGCAGCUCAACAAAAAGGUAACAGCAAGCCACACUGACCCGAGACGCUACUUUGGAAAGGAGCUUAAGCUGGCCAAGUCCCUCGCCCUAGUUCUGUUCCUCUUUGCAGUAAGCUGGCUCCCUCUGCACAUCCUGAACUGCAUCACUCUGUUCUGCCCGGGAUACCAUGAGGUUGGAUUCAUAUACAUCGCCAUCAUCCUCUCUCACGGAAACUCAGCUGUCAACCCCAUCGUUUAUGCUUUCCGCAUCAAGAAAUUCCGCACAGCUUUCCGGAAAAUCUGGAAACAGUACCUGCUCUGUCGGGAUCCGGUUGGUCGUCUUCCUCAAAGAGGAAGCCAGAGAGGUCAGAGUCACGACAGGAGGCUGAGGCAGAAUGAUGACGACGACGAUGACGUGUGACCUUUGGUAACUAAUUGGAUUGCCGUGUUACUAUCAAGUGUCAGAACACUUGUUCGCAAAGUGGAAAGGACACCGGGUUUAUUGUCAGGCUCGACAGGUUUACUGGUCGAAAUGGCUUUCAGAGGAUGUCCAAUGUCUGAAUGAUUUGCUCCAACCACAUGCACCAACAAGGAGAGAGGAUUAAAACUCAGCUCGGGGAUGAGAUCAACACUAUAAAUCAUACUGAUUUCUCCAUUGGCUGACAAAAUACCGAUUGUGUUACAUGGGACAAGCACUCCCUCGCUUUCAAAGCCAAUUUUUUGGACUAACUAAGUGUAUAUUUGGAGCACAUGUGGUACAAUAAUAGUGUCUGCUGUACUGUUUUCUUUUUUUUUAACCUAAUUAAAACUCAUGGCCUUUUUCAUGUGAUUGAUCUCCAGUAUUUGUCCUAGUGUGUGCGCUAUCUUAACAUGCUUUGUUCUGUGGCCUUGAGGACAGAAAAUGUAACAAAGAACUGAAGCAAAUUGCAGCUUAGUGUUAACAGUGACAGUUUGUUAAACAGGAAGCUCAGCGGUGUGAGGGUAUAACUGGAACUGUUUGUAACUAAUCAAACUCGUGGACUUUACAAAUGUGUUGACCUGUUCUCAUUUCCAACUUGUCAUGUAUUAAUGAUCAGGACACAUUAUUUAGCAUCAUUGUUCAAUGUACAGCGCAGUCCAAUACAAGUCAAUAGAAGUUCCCUAAGUGAGGAAAUGAGACACUAUGAGACCAUGCGCAAAAGGGCUUCACUGACAUGCAACCGUCAGUUGCAAAUGGAAGAUGUUUGCCUUUGUCAUUGUGAAAUGAUGUAUUUUAACUCAAACCGGUUUUUCUCCUAAGCCUUACCAAAGUGCUUAAAGAACUCAAGUCUGAGCAGUUUUUAUUUGGAUCAUAUUUUCUAAAUGUGGCAUUUUUCUGAAAUUUAUUUACGUUUUUGAAGAAAAAAAAGGCACACUGAUGAUUUAGAGGUCUCAAGAACUCCUGUAUCAACUAUGAUACACUUGGUGUUACAGGGUUAAUAAUAAGGUUUAUAAAGCCCCCCCCCUGCAAGGUUAUGGAAAUGGUUGUGACCUGUCUUGUGUGUCUUUGGUGGCAGUGUUUAGUAUUUAAGGAUGCUCCCAGUUAAGUCUAUUCAGGAGUCUGUGAGUGUUAUGUUUCCUUUAUAUAUGAUGUUUAUUUCCUAACAUACAAAUUAAUGAGCAACUUAACUAUCCAAAUCUAACAAACACGAGGGGGGAAAAGUGGCUCCAGACAGGUUUUUAACUCUUGUCUCAAGGGAUGAGUUUAAAAUUCACCAAAUCACACCUGCCUCCUAAUGCAGGCCUUCAUUCUUCCUCGAGUGCAGAUCAGUCAUGGAGUUCUUACUGUAAAGGGGUUACCCUUCGUUUUUGGACUUGACAAAGAGAUUUCUGACCGAGUGCCAGAUUGUGAUAAAUUAGCAGUGAGAAAGGGCUUGAUGUGCUGUUAAUUACCACAUUUGAAGAUAAGGCUUUUUGCAUUACUGAGACUGUUUGAAUGAUAGUAGCUUAUCAAUCAAAAAUAAAACAGCAGAGAAUUUAUUUGAUGCUGAUAAUUGUAAAUUGGACAGCUGUAAUUACCACUGAUCUAGCUAUAGUAACCAUAUAACUAUACAUCAAAGCAUCACAAGAAAUCUAUAUAUCUAUAAAACUGAAGGGAUGUUGGAGCAGCACCAUCUACUAAGCUCCAUCCAAUCUCCUCAUUUAACUCUAUAAUGUACUGCACAUGUAUUACUGAAGCCCUUUCUAAUACUCACAGGUGUUAGGUAUUGGAAACAAAAAGAAAAAAGAAAAAAAACAUCUACUUGUGAAUCUUUGUGAGAAAUAUUUAACAGUAUAGGAUCAUUAAACUGUCUCUGUGAAUUUUUUUUUUUUUCGCUAGGCUGCUGAGCUAAACCAACCAGCAUUGACCUCAAAGUGGGUGACUUUUAUUUUUAACAUAACCAGUACAUGCUGAGAUGGGACUGCUGACUCCAAUAUUAUGUAGUAACAUACGUAACUCUGUGUUUAAAUGUUAACGGGAGAUACUGUCUAAAACACACUGCUGAGCAGCAGCUGCAUUAUCUCUGACACGUCCUCUUGCAGCUGUUCAUCAAAUGAGCCAGUUGUGAAAAUCAUCUUCCAAGCUUCUCUGUUGUUGUGCGAGCUGUAAAUCAAAAAUAGAAGUAUGUUGCUGCGUAUGUUGAUUUAUAUACACAAAGCUGCAUUAGGAGGGUUUUUUUGACAAAGGCAGCAGACUUCUUCCCAGAGUCAUGUACACACACGUACAGUUUGCUCAUUGUAUUUCCAGCACCACUCAUGUACUAAUGGUUCAUUCUGUUUUUUUACUUUGUGCCCAUGCAAAUUAUUGUUAAAGCCAUUAAGUCUACAAUUUAGUUUAUGUUAAGUGUAUGACAAAGUUAAAUGUAAUUGAAUCGACUCCAUCAAAGAGUCCAUUCAAAAUUUUCACAUCAAAUUUAACUUUGAUGAAAUCGACUCAUGCAAUUGCAUAACUGACCAACACCACAGCGUUUUUUUCAAACUAACUGAAGUUAUUGUUCUGUUUUUUUUUUGUUAACCAUUAGUAGACUGUGGGAAAGUGAACACAACAGGAGUGAAUGUCAUUUUGCAGUGUGAGUCCACACUGGCUGCUGCUUUCAUGUUUUUCAUUUCUAUACAUAUAAAACUGUCUGUUGUCUUUUACUGGACCAGUGUGAAGUCUUCAGAAAUCAUUUGUGCAAUAUUCUCUCUAUUCUAUAACAGUAUCAGAAGAAAAUCUGCAGUGUACAUAUUGUACGUGUAGAAACCAUUCAUUCAGAAUCAAGAGCUAUAAUAAUGGGCUCGUUUGUCAGUAUCUAAUUACUGUAUAUAGGAAUAUGUGACUCUACAGGUCAACAGAGUUAUGGAGAAGGCAGAAAGCAGAUUGCUUGUGAAUGUGCAAAAUGUUUCAGUGCACUUAGUGUUGUUUGACAUGCUGUUGGAAAAUACACAAACAAAUCAAACACAAGACAAACAAAAUGAAGCUGCUGUCACUGUGCUGACUGCAAAGAAUGUAAUGAGACAUGGUACCAAGAAGUCUGGAUAUUACUAAAAGAAUUUCUUUUGGAUGUAAUAAAACAUUAUCGCUUGUCAUCCAGUCAAAUCAUGUUAAGGCUUAGAUAACAGGCACCACGAGGUGGCAUCAUCUGGUAAAUGUAUGACACACAUAGGUUAGCUCUUAUUUUUUCGUGUAUUUUAAAUAUGAUUUCAUAAGGAGGUUUUUGUUUGUUUGUUUGUUUGUUUAAAAUAAAUCUUCUCUUACCUUUAGUUUUGCCAGAGGGGAAUACUGAGUAAAUCUGUACUGCAGUCACUGUGACUUUCCAUUUCCUGCUCAGCUGCUUUACAAUGCCUGCUGGAAUGAAGCCAUUGUUAAUGUAAUUAGUUCCACUUGUGGCUAUUUCUACUUUGGAAAAUCAAACUGCAAUGAAAAUGAUGCGUAAUCUGAUUUGUCUGGACUCAGUAUACACUUACCGCACACUUAGGUACACGUUGCUACCAUUGGGUCGGAUCCCCUUGGCCUUCAGAAUUGUAAGUUCUUCGUGGCAUAGAUUCAGUAAAGUGCUGCAAACGUUCCUCAGAGGUUUUGCUCCAUAUUAAAAUGAAGCAUCACACAGUUGCUGCAGAUGUCAGUUGCACCUCCAUCAUGUGACUCUCAUAUCUCAAUUAAGCUCUACUGAAUUGGCAUCUGGUGACUGUGGAGGCCAUUUAGGUACAGUUAACUAUUGUCAUGUUUAAGAAACCAGUUUGACAUGACACGGCUGGUGCAUUAGCCUGCUGUAGUAAACCACAGUGUACCUUUAUAAAAGGAUGGACAUGAUCAGCAUCAUUACUCGCUGUAGUGUCUAAAUGAUGCUCAGUUGGUACUAAGGGGCCCUAAAUGUGCCAAGAAAAUAUCCCCACACCAUUACACCACAGCACCAGCCUCAACUAUUGAUACAAGG
Molecule: messenger RNA, 6333 nt
Organism: Oreochromis niloticus (Nile tilapia)
Lineage: Eukaryota; Metazoa; Chordata; Actinopteri; Cichliformes; Cichlidae
Product: adenosine receptor A1
Exons: 3
Coding region: 1332-2339 (335 amino acids)
Biological process (GO): G protein-coupled adenosine receptor signaling pathway
Cellular component (GO): synapse; dendrite; plasma membrane
Molecular function (GO): G protein-coupled adenosine receptor activity
Source: RefSeq, a predicted model, not a curated record